Molecule: messenger RNA, 6948 nt
Organism: Closterium sp. Yama58-4
Lineage: Eukaryota; Viridiplantae; Streptophyta; Zygnematophyceae; Desmidiales; Closteriaceae
Source: the annotation of a GenBank genome assembly
AUGUCGCGAGACGAAGGCGACGAAUUGCUGGCGAAAGAGUUACAGAAGCUGAUUCUUGAGGUGUCGCUAGAGCAGCUGCGAGAGCACCCACCAGUCGUGCGACAAGGGCUAUGGGGAUUCCCAACAGCUAAAAUCCGCGCGGACGAGAUCGCGGAAGCGGAUAGAGAAGUGGCGGACCUGAUCGCUGCGAUCGACGGUGUAGAUGCGACGAUGGAGACAGAGUCGCGGUUGGAUGAUGCCCAAGGGGCGGACGCCUCCUUGGGUGUAGAAAAUCAGGCGCCAAAUUCGCGUGCGACAGAUCCACAUGCGACAGAUUCUGUAGCAUCGCCGUCGCCGGCUCAAUCAACGGCGGGAUCCGCACAACCCAGGACGCCCGCGAGUGCCGAAAGAGGUUCCGCGGCCGCAAAUACCCCCUCUCCCGGUGCGCACACCCCCUCGCGCGCUGCCCUGACGCCCUCACCCUCCUCCACGUGGCUACAGUUUGGGGGGAUUUUGGGCGCGUGGAUGUCCCCCGUCUCCUCCCCGCCCCCCGAUGCGGAUGCGCCCCCCGCCGCCCCGUCCUGCGAUGCGGAGGCGCAAAACAAGGCGGGCGGUGCGGUGAAUGCAGCGCGCGGAUCCGGUGGGGAAGAGGAAUCGCCGGCGUUGCCUGGAGCGACUCAGACGUCGCAAGAGUCGCAGGCUCUGGCGACAGGACCUGCGACUGAACCUGCGAUAGGGGCGACGCCUGAAAGGUCAGACGUGGGUUUGACUGCAGGGUUGGAGGACUCGCGCGAAGGAGCAGGGGUGGAUGCGGAGGGAAGCAGAUUAGAAAAGGUAGACGAAGGAGAUGUUGACAGUUUCCCUCCUGCCUCUGCUGCUGCUGUCGCCUCUCCGCCAGGAUCUGUUGCUGUCACACCCACUGUUUUUGCCGCAACAGCAGAGCAGCUGCAGGCGGACGUGGUAGAGGUGGCUGUAGCGCAGGCGGCUGCCAGCUGGCAUGCCACGUGGACGCAGGGGGAAGAGCAGAGAGGGGAGCAGUCGAGGGAGGUGCGGACAAGAAGGGAGCGGGAGGAGGAAGGGGUGGAUGCGGGAGACGAGGCGGCGGCAGCAGCAGCUGCGUCACUGCAGCGGCACGUCUUGGAGGUCGCCCUGGAGCAAGCUGUAGCGGCUGUAGCAGCUGGAGAAGCUUCGUCUGUAGCGGCUGUAGCAGCUGGAGAAGCUUCGUCUGUAGCGGCUGUAGCAGCUGGAGGAGUUUCGUCUGUAGCGGCUGUAGCAGCUGGAGGAGUUUCGUCUGUAGCGGCUGUAGCAGCUGGAGGAGUUUCGUCUGUAGCGGCUGUAGCUGAGCGUAGCGAUGAGUGCAAGAUGAGGGACGACCUGGUUGAUACAGUCGUGGACUUGGCCCUCCAACAGGCUGCUGCCGCUGUAGCGCCGGCUGUAGCUGUGGAGAAGGAGGAGUGGGCGGCGAAGGGCGAUCUGGUGCAGGCAGUGCUGCAGACGGCUCUGGAGCAGGUGGAAGGGGACUGGCGUGGAUGGGGGGAGAGGUAUGCGGGGGAGCGGGGAGCACUGGUGGAGGAGAGGGAGGAGUGUGCGGCGAAGGGCGAUCUGGUGCAGGCGGUGCUGCAGACGGCUCUAGAGCAGGUGGAAGGCGAGUGGCGCGGAUGGGAAGAGAAGAGCGCGGGGGAGAGGCGAGAGCUGCUGGGUCGACUGGCUGAUGCGGAGCAGGCGGUGAGGACAGAGGCAGCUGGUAGGGCUGUGGCUGAAGAGGCCAGGAGGGCGGGAGAGAGGGAAGGUACGGCUGUAGCGGCGGCUGUAGCUGAGGAGAGGGAGGAGUGGGCGGCUAAGGGUGAUUUGGUGGAGGCGGUGCUGCAGACGGCGCUCCAACAGGCGGCUGCCACGUGGCAUGGGCGGGAGAGGGAGCUGCAGAGGCAGGUGCUAGAGCAGCAGCAGGCGGAGGUGAGACGAGCUGAGGAGGAGGAGGAGAAGUGGGAGCAGAGAGAGGUGGAAGGCAGGAUAGGUGGGGAAGUGAUGGUGGAAGUGAUGGUGGAAGUGAUGGGAGUGGCGAUGCAGCAGGCAGAGGAGGAGUGGCACGCGCGUGUGGCUGAUGCUCUUGCCAGGGCGGAGCAGGCAGUGGCGAGAGCAGCAGCAGCAGAGGCGCUGGUGGGGCGAGCGGAAGAGAGGGCAGAUGCCGCAGAGGCACGGGCGGGAGCAGCAGAGGCGAGGGCGGAAGCAGCAGAGAUGGGGAGGGGCGAGGCGGAGGCGAGGACGGAAGCAGCGGAAGCAGGGGCAGCGGAGCAGCAGCAGGCGCGCACAGCAGAGGCUGCUGAGCUGUGGGGCGAACUAGCUGACCGGGAAGCGGUGUGGGCCGGUGAGAGGACUCAGCUGGAGGAGAGAGUGCGAGCAGCAGAAGAGAGGGCGAGAGAGGCAGAGGAGCAGGCGAGGGCCCUGGAGGAGGAGGUGGAGCAGCUAAGGAGGAGAGUUGAAAAGGCUGAGGGAGAGAGGGACGCGCGGAAGGAAGAGGAGGGGCGGCAGGGGAAGCUGCUGGAGCAGCUGAGAGCGGCAGAGAGACAGCUGGCAGAUGGCGCUGCCAGGCUGGCAGCUAGCGACGCUCUGAUUGGCCGGCUGGAGGGAGAGGUGAGGGAGAAGGAGCGGCGGGUGGGGGAGUUGGAGGGUGAGGUGGCGGCUUUGAAUCAGGAGCUGUUUAGUGAGCGGUGUAUCUCGAGUGGGAGGGAGCAGCGGUGUAGUGCGGUGAAGGGCGAGUUGGAAGAGGUGAAGCGCGCUUGUGACAGGCGGAUUGCUGAGCUGGAAGCUGACGUGGCGGAACGGAGGGAGGUGGAGGAGGGUUUGAGAGAGAGGGUGAGGGCACUGGAGGGGGGGAGAAAGGGGAGAGCGGGGUGGGGAAGGGGGGAGAGAGGGGGGGAUAGAGGAGGGAAGGGAGGAGGGGAGAGAGGAGGGAAGGCAGAUACUGGCUCAGAGGAGUCGGUGGGAGGGGAGGGGGAGCGAGGGGAGGAGGAAGAAGAGGAGGAAGGGGAGGAGGUGGAGAGCAGGAGAGAGGAGGCGGGCAGGGCGAGGGUGGGCGUGGGCGUGGGCGGAUUCAGGUGGGGGGGAGGAGCAGGGGGAGGGGCAGGAGGUGGAGCAGGGGGAGGGGCAGGAGCACAGGCACGAGCAGGGCUGUCAAUGCUGUUAGACGAGGAGGUGUCAGGGCGGGAGCACCCGUCAGGGGAGCUUGCAGGGCGCGCGUUUGUGGUGCGGCCGGGCAGCACUGCAGGCGUGAGGCGGGUGGAGGAGUUGGAGGAGGCGCUGAGCGCCAUGCUGGCGCAGGUGGAGGCGUGGCGCGGCAAGGCAGAGCGGCGGCAGCAGGAGGCAGAGGCGCUGAGGGACGCUGUGAGGCGUGCUGCUGCUGCAGAAGAUAGGGACUGUGGCAGUGCAGGGAGAGGUGAGUCCGGUGGGGCGGGUGAAAGCGAAAUAGGUGAGUCCGGGGAAGGGGAGCCUGAGGCAGCGAGUGUGCGGGUGAAGGUCCUGCACCUGGAGCUGAUGAGCAAGAACAAGCGCAUCGCCGAGCUGGAGGGGCGCCUCAAGGUCAGCCAGGCCGCCGUGUCCCAGAUCGCCCGCAGCUACCAUGAGCUGGACGCUGCCAGAGAAGAGGCGGAUGAGUGUAAGAGGCGCUUGGAUGCUGCUAGGGACGAGGCUGAUGAGUGCAGGCAGAGGUUGGGUGAGGUGGAGGCGGAGUGGCGGGGGAAGGUGGCGGAGGUGGAGGAGGAGAAGGAGGUGUAUCGAGAGCGGAUGGUGGAGUUGCAGCAGUACUGGCGGGAGUCGAAGCGGGCUGCGGAGGAGUGGGAGGCUGCUGCGGAUGAGGAGAGGGAGAAGGUGGGGGGGCUGGAGAGGGAGGUGAGGGAGGAGAGGGAGAAGGUGAAGAGCUUGCUGCGCGCUGUGGUGGAGAAGGAGGAGCGGCUGUGUGCGUUUGCGGCUGAGAGCGAGCAGCAGAUGAGGGGGUUGAGAGAGGAGGUGGAGGAGUUGAGAGCGGUGGUGAGGGAGAAGGAGGAGGAGAUGGAGGGGGUGAGGCGGGACUGGCAGCAGGUGCUGGUUGGGUGGGAGGAGGAGGAGGAGGAGCGGAAGAGCGGGCAUGAGAGGGAGAAAGGACGGCUGGAGGAGCAGCUGGAGAGAGCGAGGGAGAGGGAAGAAGGAUUGAUAGAGGAGGUGGAGCGGGGGAGGGAGGAGGUGAGCAAGCUGAAUGUGAUUAUAACGAGUCUUGAAAAGGAGGAGGUGGUGGAGCGCGCAGCAGGGGAGAUGGAGCGAGUUUGUAAGGCGUUGGGGGAGGAGCUGGAUGCGGUGGAGAGGGAUAGGGCGUGGUGGCGGCAGGCGGGGGAUGCGCUGUGGUGUGUGGGGGACAGCAACGGGAGCAGGGACCAAGGAAAGGCAGGGGAUGACAGGGGAUGGGAAGGAGCACGUGCAGGUGGGCGGCUGGAAGAGGUAGAUGCAGCAGAGCGGUUGGAAGGGAUAGAGAGGAGUGAAAAGAGGGUGGAGAGGGAGAGGCAGGAGUGGGACGCAGCAGCUGUGGCAGCAGAAAGCCAGCAGCACCGGCUGAGUCAGCUCAGAGAAACGCUGACUCAGCGGCUGCGCUCCGUGUCGACAGCUGUCAGCCAGCUGAGGAAGCGCCGGCGCCAGCUGGCGUGCGAGGCGGCGUGCCAGCUGGCAAAGGCUGGUGACGUGGCAGGGGCGGCAGUGGGGAGUGUGGUGGGGGAGGGUGUACACGUGGCAGUGCUGGAAGAAGCCGUGAGAGGCAUGGAGGAGGCUUGGGGGGAGGAACGGGCGGCGAGGCAGGAACAGGCCUCCCAGCUUCGGCAGUACUUGGCUGAUCUGACCGAGGCUCGGAGGGCCCUGGAAGAGGCUCGGCAGGAGGCCCGGCAAGGGGUGCAGGUGCUGGUGAUGCAGUUGGCACUGGAAACAGCAGAGGAGAGACUUUUGGGGAGAGACGCUGGGGGGAUGGGUGAGAAGAUGGUGGGGAGAGGGGAGGCUGAUGGGAGGGGCGAGGGGGAAGGGAAAAAUGAGGAGAAAGAAAAGAGGGGCGGUGGUGGAUGGGAGGAGGGGAAGCGAGAGGGGACGGCGGGGUGGGAGCAAGAAGCGAGGGCGAGGGACUUGGAGUCUUUUAUUGUGGUGCAGGCACUGCAGCAGAUGGAGGAGGAGCAGGGGGCUGCGCGCGCACGCAGCAGUGCAAGGGGAGGAGGGACAGCAAAAGGGGCAGCAGGCAGGGCGAGUGCAGAAGCGUGCAGGGAGGAGGAGGAAGCCAAGGGGGCAGUGGCUGGGAAGAGGGAGGCGGCGGAGGAGGAGGUGGAUGCAGUGAGGAGAGCGCUGGGCUGCUGUGAGCUUCAGCUGCUGGUGGCACGUGAAGCACUGCUGCAGAGCGAGGGGUGGGGCGAGGCGGUGAGCAGAGAGCUGGUGAGGGAGAGGCGGAGGAGGGAGGAGGAGAGGCGGGAGGCGGAGGAGUGGAGUGAGAUGCUGGAGGAGCAACGGCGCGUGGCUGAGGCGGCCGCGGCGAGGGAGAGGGAGGAGCUGGUGGAGGAGCGGGAGGGGCUGCAGAGGGAGGUGAGUGAGGUGAAGAGGAGAGUGGGGGAGUUGGAGGAGGAGGUGGGGGUGAAGGGCGUGGAGGUGAGGAUGAAGGGCGAGGAGGUGCGGCAGUUGCAGGGAGCGGUGGGUGUGUGGAAGGAGAAGGAGAAGGUGCUUCGCGUGCAGGUGAACGGGCUGCAGGGGCAGGUGGGGGGGAUGCACGGGCAUAUCGAGGAGUUACACCGGCAGGUUGAGGAGUUGCAAGGGCAGGUGAACGGGCUGCAGGGGCAGGUUAAGGAGUUACAGGGGCAGGUGGAGGAGUGGCAAGGGGAGGCACGCCGGUUGCAGCAGCAGGUGCAGGCAGGUGAGCAGGCGAUGGUGAGGGAGCAGCAGCAUGGAGAAGAGAGAGUGAGAGCAGCGCUGCAGACACUAGAGGAGACCAGAAAUGCCGCUGCCAGCGCUGCUGCUCGUGCCGCUGCUGCCCUGGCGGAGCGGGAGAGGCAGGCGGGGGAGGAGAGGAAGCGGUGGCAGCAGGAGGUGACGCGCAUGGAAGGGGAGGUGGCGCGGGUGGGGAGGGAGGUGGAGCGGGUGAUGGGGGAGAGGGCGAGGGCGGAGAGGGAGAGGGAAGGGGAGAGGAGGAGGAGAGGGGAAGCGGAGGAGAAGCUGAAGGAGAUUGAGAGCCGCCUCAAGCUGCAACUCGCCUGGCCCUCCUCGCCUCCCCUCUUCGCCCCCUCUGCUGCUGCGGGUGCCACCACUGCUGCUGCUGCCGCUGCUGCUGCAGGUGCUGCUGCUGCUUCUGCUGCGCCUUCCCCUGCUGCGUUCUUCACAGCACAGGGGGUGGGAGGGCGAGCGCAAGGGGUGGGGGAGGUGGAGAGCGUGCAGAAGAACCUGCUGUGGGCGCUGGACCACGCAGGGGGGGUGGAGGGGGAGAGGGAGGGGAGCAGGCAGCUGGCAGCAUCCAGUGGCGCUCUGGUGCUGCAUCAGGGGGCACCUGACGAAACACCUGGAGGGGCAGGUGGAGGAGUGCCAGUGUAUACACCCAGCGGUGCCAAGACGCCAGCGUAUUUCACUCCUUCUGCAGUCACGCCUGCUACAGCUGCCACGCCAGCAGGGAACGACAGGCACGGGCAGCUACAGCCGUGGUCGCCUGCCUCUAGCGUGGCCUCUCCAGGCGACACUCCCUUCCGGCUCUUGCAAGCAGCGGAGGAGAAGUGGCGGCAGCAGCAGGAGGCGGUGGGCGUGGCGAUGGCGAACCUGGGGCGCGCGGAGAGGGAGGUGCAGCUGCUGGGCGACGAGGUGGAUGUGCUGAGUGAGCUGAUAGAGGAGGCUGCUGUGCGGCUCGCGCACCAUGCGCCCAUGCUCAGAGGACUGCCUGGGAUGCUGGAGCUGGUGGAAGCCAUGAAGGCUGCUGCUCUCAGGCGAGCGUGA